AUGUCAGACCUCGCCCCAGUCGCGGCCAUGGCGCCCACGUCGCGCGAGAACCGCCCCGAGAUUGUCGGCCCCGACACCCCAGAGGCGCCCUACCCCCUCGAGCUGUUCGGUUCAGUGACAAAGGGCUUUGGGCGCGGCGCACGCUUCCUGGGCAUCCCGACUGCCAACCUCCCCGACUCCUCCCUUGGUCCCCUCAACGCCCUCUCCCUCACGGGCAUCUACUACGGUUUCGCCCGCGUCCACCCAACCCUCUCAACGCCUUUACCCACGGCGGCACCCACUCCGGCGCUCACCCCUUCCCAGUCCACCACUUACCUUCCCGACCUAGCUGCAGCCCGUAUUAACACUUCUUACCAUCCCCCGGCACCAAAGGGCAUGGGCUCGCACCCCCUCACGGCUGACGCGAUCGCCAGCAUGCCCGCCCACACCGCCCCUUAUCCCCCCGAGAGUGCGCCUGCAACCCCCGGUGGGGUCAGUACCAAAGUCCGGCGGCUGGCAGAGGAGGACGGCAAGGUGUGGCCCAUGGUCAUGAGUGUCGGGUGGAACCCAUACUUUAAGAACGAGAAGAUUACCGCGGAAGUCCACAUCAUGCACCCGUUCAAGCACGACUUUUACGGGCAUGAAAUGAGCGUCCUCGUCCUCGGCUACAUCCGCCCAGAACUCGACUACAUCUCCAAAGAUGCGCUCAUCGCCGACAUCCAGUUUGACGUUAAGGUCGCUCUCAACGGCCUUGCGCGGCCCGCCUACGCAGAGUGCGCAAACUCCGCCUUCCUCACGGGAUCACCGCAGCCACCUGUGGACCAGACAAGCGAGAAUGAGACGUAG
This is a messenger RNA of Cutaneotrichosporon cavernicola, 825 nucleotides long. RefSeq lists its product as uncharacterized. The transcript has 4 exons. Gene Ontology annotation, biological process: FMN biosynthetic process; riboflavin biosynthetic process. Gene Ontology annotation, molecular function: riboflavin kinase activity. NCBI's taxonomy places the organism in Eukaryota, Fungi, Basidiomycota, Tremellomycetes, Trichosporonales, Trichosporonaceae. The record is from RefSeq and is a predicted model, not a curated record. Gene Ontology annotation, cellular component: mitochondrion. The coding region runs from base 1 to 825 and encodes 274 amino acids.